Molecule: messenger RNA, 295 nt
Organism: Trypanosoma cruzi
Lineage: Eukaryota; Euglenozoa; Kinetoplastea; Trypanosomatida; Trypanosomatidae
Product: DNA repair protein, putative
Exons: 1
Source: RefSeq, a predicted model, not a curated record
AUGACGCUCAUGCAUGCGGAGAAGCCGUUCGCUGCCAGUCUCCAGCGUCUCCUUCCGGGACUGGCAGAGAGCCCAACGGAGAGCGUUCUUACGGACACGUUGUUGCGGUGCUGCCACGAAUGGGGUGUCACUGCGGAGACAGAGCUGCUUCUUUUAUUGACAAGUGGCUACCCUUUUGUGCAGCGACAAAUGAUGUUAACGGUGCGACAGGAACAGAGACGGCAGCCAUUUGGUCACCCUGCGGAAGUCCAGCGUCUUCUUCAAAAGGUGCUGCUGGCUCUUAGUACACAACAUG